Molecule: messenger RNA, 4778 nt
Organism: Salmo salar (Atlantic salmon)
Lineage: Eukaryota; Metazoa; Chordata; Actinopteri; Salmoniformes; Salmonidae
Source: RefSeq, a predicted model, not a curated record
GGGAAUGGCUUUACAAAGGAUUUGCCGACGUUCGGGAAUUCCGCCUUCAGUUCCUUUUUUAGCGCCACUCGUGCGCUGGAAUCUGUCCAGGAUCACACCCAUCUCUGUUAAUUUGACAACACAAAGGACUUCACUGAACCCGAAGACACCGCCUACUAUUCCAAAUAAGGGUCGUCUCUCCAUGUACGGAAAACAAUCGGCUGGAGAGCGUCCUUUUCUCUUCCUUAUCCCGUUUAUAUGAUCCGAGAGGAACUGCGCUACAAGUUACAGCGGUGCGAUCAUGGCGGAGCGAGUCCAGCAGCCCCCGGCCAAGCGGCUCUGCUGCCGGCCCGGCUACAACCCGGCAUGCAGGCAGGGGCAGCGGGCUGGAGGAGUACUUUGUGGCGGUCCGGGGUCCGCUCCAGGGGGAUUGGGAAAAACACACAACCCCGAAUCGCUGCUCGACAUCGCGGCGCGGAGAGUGGCAGAGAAGUGGCCAUUCCAAAGGGUGGAAGAACGGUUCGAACGGAUUCCAGAACCCGUCCAGAGAAGGAUCGUGUACUGGUCGUUUCCGAGGAGCGAAAAGGAGAUCUGCAUGUAUUCUUCGUUCAACGCAGGGGGAGAUGAGAGUGGAACUAGCGGGGAAAACAAUGACGAGACCCAGCUGCCUUUCCUACGGGGUGUCACUCUGCUGGAGGGCGGUUGGGUGGACAACGUACUGCAAGUCGGGUUCCAUCUGAGUGGUACGGUAACAGACCCGGCCACGUCCUCUCAGCCUGAGAUGGUCUGCAGCGUGAGCGUCAGCUUCGACCGCUGUAAGAUCACCGCGGUGACCUGUAGCUGCGGCAACAAGGACAUAUUCUACUGCGCCCACGUGGUAGCGCUGGCCCUGUACCGCGUACGGAAGCCCGAGCAGGUCAAACUGCACCUGCCCAUCUCAGAGACGCUGUUCCAGAUGAGCAGAGAUCAGCUGCAGAAGUUUGUCCAGUACCUGAUAUCAGUGCAUCAUACAGAGGUGUUGCCCACCGCACAGAAACUGGCAGAUGAGAUCCUGUCAACUAACUCUGAGAUCAACCAGGUCCACGGGGCCCCGGACCCCACUGCAGGGGCCAGUGUGGAUGAUGAGAACUGUUGGCACUUGGAUGAGGAGCAGGUCCAGGAGCAGGUGAAACUCUUCCUGUCACAGGGAGGAUACCAUGGCUCUGGGAAACAACUCAACCUCCUGUUUAGCAAGGUGAGGGAGAUGCUGCGUAUGCGUGACUCUAACGGAGCACGGAUGUUAACACUGAUCACAGAACAGUUUAUGGCCGACCCUCGCCUGGCACUGUGGAGACAGCAGGGCACCACCAUGAACGACAAGUACAGACAGCUCUGGGACGAACUAGGUGCCCUGUGGAUGUGUAUCGUGUUGAACCCCCACUGUAAGACGGAGCAGAAGUGCUCGUGGCUCAGAGAGCUGAGGAGGUGGAACAGCGUGGACGUGUGCCCCUGGGAGGAUGGUAACCAUGGCAACGAUCUGCCCAACCUCACCCACUCCCUGCCUCAGGGUGCCCAUGGCAACCAAGAGUCGCGUCCCCACAGGACGGUGUUCACACGGGCAAUCGAGGCGUGUGACCUCCACUGGCAGGAUCGUCACCUGCAGCACAUCAUUGCCAGCGACCUCUAUGCCAACUACUGUUACCAUGACAACCAGGACGGCUCGCUCUUCGACACACGUGGAUGGCCCAUGUGGCACGAACACGUCCCGACGGCUUGUGCUCGGGUGGACGCCCUGCGUUCCCAUGGUUACCCCCGCGAAGCACUUCGAUUGGCCAUUGCCGUGGUAAACACACUGCGGCGGCAGCAGCAGAGACAACUGGAGCACUUCCGCCGACAUAAGAAAGUUGACAUGUGUUGCAUCCUGUCCGUGACAGAGCUGCUCCAUAAAGCCAUCACCUCCAUAACCAACAUGGAAGGCUGGGUGGGUCACCCCCUGGAUCCCAUCGGCACCCUGUUCAGCACCCUCACUGAGACGGGACGGGGGGCAGAGGAGGGGGCCAACACCUGCCUUGACCUCUCAGAUUGUUCCAGUGUGGUGAGUCGUGCGGAGCUGCAGCGGUUGCCAGUGCAGAGGUUGCUAGGCGAGGGCGAAUCAUACGGGGCGCUGGCUGUGGAGACUGCUCUGAUUGGCUUAGGCCAGCAGAGGGUGAUGCCUGAUGGGCUGUACGCCCAGGAGAAGGUGUGUCGCAACGAAGAGCAGCUAUUGGCCAAGCUGCAGGAAGUGGAGCUGGAUGACACGCUGGUCAAGAUCUUCCGCAAACAAGCCGUCUUCCUGUUAGAGAGUGGGCCAUACAGUGGCCUGGGAGAGAUUGUCCACAGAGAGAGUGUUCCCAUGCAUACCUUCACCCGCUAUCUCUUCACCUCUCUCCUACCUCACGACGCUGAACUGGCGUACAAGAUUGCACUGAGAGCCAUGCGGUUGCCUGUGUUGGAGUCCACAGCCUCGUCAGGUGACCUGUCGCGACCCCAUCACAUGGUGUCUGUGGUCCCCAACCGCUACCCUCGCUGGUUCACACUCUCCCACAUAGAGUCCCAGCAGUGUGAACUGGCCUCCACCAUGCUGACCGCAGCCAAAGGUGAUAGUUGUAAGCUGGAGACAGUGUUAGAGUCCAUCCAGAAGAACAUUCACUCCUCGUCUCACAUCUUUAAACUGGCCCAGGACGCCUUCAAGAUCGCUACACUGAUGGACAGCUUGCCAGACAUUACACUGCUCAAAGUUUCACUGGAGCUUGGGCUACAGGUGAUGAGGAUAACCCUGUCUACGUUAAAUUGGAGGAGGAGGGAGAUGGUACGGUGGUUAGUUACCUGUGCAACCGAAGUAGGUGUGUAUGCGUUGGACAGCAUCAUGCAGAGUUGGUUCACCCUCUUCACCCCGACCGAGGCCACCAGCAUCGUGGCCACCACCGUCAUGUCCAACACCACCAUUGUCCGCCUGCGCCUGGACUGUCACCAGCAGGAGAACCUGGCCUCCUCCGCCCGGACCCUGGCCCUGCAGUGUGCCAUGAAGGACCCCCAGAACUGUGCUCUCUCCGCCCUCACCCUCUGCGAGAAGGACCACAUCGCCUUCGAGACGGCCUACCAGAUCGUCCUGGACGCGGCCGUCGCGGGGAUGAGCUACACGCAGCUGUUUACGAUAGCCAGGUACAUGGAGCACAGAGGGUACCCUAUGAGGGCGUACAAGCUAGCCACGUUAGCCAUGGCUCAUCUAAACCUCAGCUACAACCAGGACACCCACCCGGCUAUCAACGACGUGCUGUGGGCCUGCGCUCUGAGUCACUCGCUGGGAAAGAACGAGCUGGCUGCCGUCAUCCCCCUGGUGGUGAAGAGCGUGAAGUGCGCCACGGUGCUUUCCGACAUUUUGCGGCGGUGCACGCUGACCACGCCGGGGAUGGUGUCGGCGCUGCACAGCCGCAGGAACUCUGGGAAGCUGAUGUCGCUGGACAAGGCUCCGCUCAGGCAGCUGCUGGACGCCACAAUCGGGGCCUAUAUCAACACCACGCACUCUCGCCUCACGCACAUCAGCCCGCGGCACUACAGCGAGUUCAUCGAGUUCCUGGGGAAGUCCCGGGAGACGUUCCUCAUGGCCCACGACGGACACAUCCAGUUCACCCAGUUCAUAGACAACCUCAAACAGAUCUACAAGGGCAAGAAGAAACUCAUGAUGCUGGUACAUUUUGGCCUCCUUGGUUUUGUGAAUGGUUACAGUACAUCUCUUUCUGAGGCACAAGGCUGUUCGACAAGAUGUGUUGGUCGACAUAGAAACAGACCAGCGAGUUGAGCUCAAUCAGGAGAGUUUGGAUCAGCAGCAACAUCAACCACACCAAAAGAAGAAAAUAAUUAUGCAGUUUUAAACUAUCACCUCUGGGUGAAUUAAUACAGCAGUAUUAAUUCACAUCCAUAGUUUGUGAAUCAAGAUUUAGGGGAGCCUAGGCCAGUCCCACAAACCUGUACAGUGUGUUCAGAAAGUAUUCAUACCCUUUUGACAUUUUGUGUUACAGCCAGAAUUCAAAAUUGAUUAUAUUUUUCUCAUCUACACACAAUACCCCAUAAUGACAAACUGAGUAAACACAUAUUAGAAUCACCUUUUGGCAGCGAUUACAGCUGUGAGUCCUUCCUGGUAAGUUUCUAAGAUCUUUCCACAGCAUUUGCCCAUUUUUCUUUUUUACAUUUUUUUCAACCUCUGUCAAGUUGCUUUUUGAUCAUUGCUAGACAGCCAUUUUCAAGUCUUGCCAUAGUUUUUUAAGCUGAUUUAAGUCAAAUCUGUAACUAGGCCAUUCAGGAACAUUCAAUGUCAUCUUGGUAAGCAACUCCAGUGUAUAUUUCGCCUUGUGUUUUAGGUUAUUGUCUGGCUGAAUGGUGAAUUUUGAAUGGGAAGCAGACUGAACCAGGUUUUCCUCUAAGAUUUUGCCUGUGCUUUGCCCUAUUCUGUUUCUUUUUAUCCUUAACUCCGUAGUUCUUGCUGAUGACAAGCAUACCCAUAGCAUGAUGCAGCCACCACUAUGCUUGAAAAUAUGAAGAGUGGUACUGUUGUUGGAUUUGCCCCAAACAUAACGCUUUGUGUUCAGGACCUGUUUGCCUGAUUGCAGAUACUUUGCCUUAUUGCAAACAGGAUGCAUGUUUUGGAAUAUUUGUAUUUUCGUACAGGCUUCCUUCUUUUCACUCUGUCAUUUAGGUUAGUAUUGUGGAGUAACUACAAUGUUGUUGAUCCAUCCUUAGUUUUCUCCUAUCACAGCAAUUAAACUCUGUGACUGUUUUAAAGU